Molecule: messenger RNA, 654 nt
Organism: Spirodela intermedia
Lineage: Eukaryota; Viridiplantae; Streptophyta; Magnoliopsida; Alismatales; Araceae
Source: the annotation of a GenBank genome assembly
AUGGCGUCUGCGCAGGAGAGAGAGGAGCUGGACGCAAGAGCGAGGCAGGGGGAGACCGUCGUACCCGGCGGCACUGGGGGCAGGAGCCUGGAGGCGCAGGAGCACCUCGCAGAAGGUCCCUCCUUCAUUCUCCCUCCGUUCUUCGUCGUCUUCGUCCUUACGAUUCUUCUCCGUCUUCUUCCUCCUCUUCGUGGAGUUAUUGAUUUGACUUCGCGUCCUUCGUCGUCUUCGUCCUUCCGAGUCUUCUUUGUCUUCUUCUUCUUCCUCUUCGUCGAGUUAUUGCGUUGACUUCCACCUCUCUGCUGCCCAGGGAGAUCCCGCGGAGGGCAAACCAGGAGGGAGCAGCUGGGGACAGAGGGUUACCAGGAGAUGGGUAGUCGCGGAGGGCAGACCAGGAGUGAGCAGCUGGGCACGGAGGGCUACCAGGAGAUGGGAAGCCAUGGAGGGCAGACCAGGAGUGAGCAGCUGGGCACGAAAGGUUACCAGGAGAUGGGAAGCCGUGGAGGGCAGACCAGGAAGGAACAGCUGGGGACUGAGGGUUACAAGGAGAUGGGGAGGAAGGGCGGGCUGAGCACUACGGAGCAGUCCGGCGGGGAGCGCGCAGAGCAGGAGGGGAUCGACAUCGACGAGUCUAAGUUUCGGACCAGUACCUGA